AUGGAAACCAAAGAUGAUUAUACCCAAGAUGGCACUGUUGAUUUCCGUGGCAAACCUGCUGUUCCAUCCAAAACUGGCAAAUGGAAAGCUUGCGCUUUUCUCGUUGGUUAUGAAGCAUUUGAAAGAAUGGCUUUCUAUGGUGUAGCAUCAAACUUGGUGAAUUACCUUACAACACAGCUUCAUGAAGACACUGUUUCAUCGGUUAGGAAUGUGAAUACUUGGUCAGGAUCUGUUUGGAUUACACCAAUUCUUGGUGCUUACAUAGCCGAUUCCCACUUGGGUCGAUUCUGGACUUUCACCCUCUCAUCUCUCAUUUAUGUCUUGGGAAUGACACUUCUUACUAUAGCUGUAUCACUCAAGAGUUUGAAACCAACAUGCACAAAUGGAGUUUGUAACAAAGCCUCGACAUCACAAGUUGCAUUUUUCUAUACAGCACUUUACACUAUGGCAAUUGGGGCAGGUGCCUUGAUUGCAACUUUAGGCCUUGUAUACAUUCAAGAGAAUUUAGGAUGGGGACUUGGAUAUGGUAUUCCUACUGCUGGUUUGUUAUUGUCCUUGGUUAUUUUCUAUAUAGGGACGCCGAUUUAUCGACAUAAAGUUAGGACUACUAAAAGUCCUGCUAGGGACAUUAUUCGUGUCCUUAUUGCUGCCUUUAAGAACAGAAAACUUCAACUUCCUAGUAAUCCUUCAGAUCUGCAUGAGUUUGAGAUGGAAUAUAAUGUUGGCAGGGGAAAACGGCAAGUCUAUCACACUCCAACUUUGAGGUUUUUGGACAAAGCUGCUAUUAAAAAAGAUCCUACUACAGGUUCAUCAAGAGUACCAAUGACAGUAAACCAAGUAGAAGGCGCAAAACUAAUCUUUGGUAUGCUCCUAAUAUGGCUAGUAACACUGAUUCCAAGCACCAUUUGGGCACAAAUCAACACUCUUUUUGUGAAACAAGGCACCACCUUAGACAGAAACCUUGGUCCUAAUUUCAAAAUUCCAGCGGCAUCUCUUGGUAGCUUUGUAACCCUCUCCAUGUUAGUCUCAGUGCCAAUGUACGACCGACUUUUCGUUCCAUUCAUGCGCCAGAGAACCGGCCACCCUAGGGGAAUCACAUUGCUUCAAAGACUCGGAAUUGGAUUUUCAAUCCAAAUCAUAGCAAUUGCAAUUGCUUAUGCAGUCGAAGUUAGAAGAAUUCAUGUCAUAAAAGAGAAUCACAUUCUGGGUCCUAAAGAUAUUGUCCCUAUGAGUAUAUUUUGGCUGUUACCGCAAUAUGUUCUUAUUGGUAUAGCAGAUGUUUUCAAUGCAAUUGGAUUGUUGGAAUUUUUCUAUGAUCAAUCCCCGGAAGAUAUGCAGAGUCUUGGAACAACUUUCUUCACGAGUGGAAUCGGUGUUGGGAAUUUCUUGAACAGUUUUUUGGUGACAAUGACUGAUAAGAUAACAGGAAGAGGGUACAUUUACAAGAAGGAGCCAACAAGGGUCAAAGAGGCGCUUUGCGUUCAAAUGGAGGUUAACCCGACUUUGGAUGCAUCUCUUGGUUUACAAGUAUGA
This is a messenger RNA of Vicia faba (fava bean), 1533 nucleotides long. The record is from the annotation of a GenBank genome assembly. NCBI's taxonomy places the organism in Eukaryota, Viridiplantae, Streptophyta, Magnoliopsida, Fabales, Fabaceae.